GAGAUCCACGACCUGCUAAGCAACUACGAGCUCAAGUACUGCUUUGUGGACAAGUACAAGGGGACAGCUUUUGUCACGUUGCUCAAUGGGGAACAAGCAGAAGGAGCCAUCAGGGAAUUCCAUGGGACCAAACUCCGGGAGAAGGAGAUCUCAGUUCAACUCCAACCCACGGAUGCUCUUCUGUGCAUCGCCAACCUCCCCCAACUCUUCACCCAACAGCAGUUUGAAGAGCUGGUCAGACCUUUUGGCAACUUGGAGAGAUGUUUCCUGGUCUACAGCCAAGAAACUGGACAUUCCAAAGGUUAUGGAUUCGUGGAAUACAUGAAGAAGGAUUCAGCAGCUCGAGCCAAGUCGGAUUUGUUGGGGAAGCAACUGGGAACCAGGACUCUCUAUGUCCACUGGACCGACGUCAACCAGUUGACCUUGGAUCUUCUCCAUUCCAAGUGUUUGUGUGUGGAUAAACUUCCCCACAACUUCUCAGACCUGGAGGAGCUUCGACGUGUCUUCUCCUCAUCCUGCUCUCCCACUUUUUGCCAGUUGGCCUACGGGCAGGAUGGGCAGCUGAAGGGCUUUGCUGUCCUGGAAUACGAGUCAGCAGAGGCAGCUGAGCGGGUCCAACGGGCCAUGGAUGGAAUUCCACUGGCUGGGAAUCACGUCCGCGUCUCCUUCUGCGCCCCCGGCCCCCCCGGGCGCAGCAUGUUGGCUGCCCUGAUUGCUGCCCAGGCCACGGCUCUGAACCGUGGGAAGGGGCUUCUUCCUGAACCCAACAUCCUCCAAAUCCUCAACAGCCUUGGAAAUCCUGCUUCUCUCCAGCUUCUCCUCAACCCCCUCCUCCAUGGAGCUGUGGGAGGAAAACAGGGAAUUCUGGGUGCUGCUCCCUCUGUUCCCCUGGUCACCAACCCAGCUCUUUCCAGUGCUCUUCUCCAGUUGGCUCUGCAGAACCAGACCCAGGCCCAGCAGAAACCCGGCAUCUUGGGCGACUCCCCGUUGACUUCCCUGCCCCACAACACCCUGGGCUUGACCACCCCCCCUGCCCAGACCCCCACCCAACUCCUGGGAGACCUCCCCUCAG
Messenger RNA from Chaetura pelagica (chimney swift), 1072 nucleotides. RefSeq names its product ribonucleoprotein, PTB-binding 1 (gene RAVER1). The annotation marks the transcript as partial. Lineage: Eukaryota; Metazoa; Chordata; Aves; Apodiformes; Apodidae. The transcript has 6 exons. The record is from RefSeq and is a predicted model, not a curated record. Gene Ontology annotation, molecular function: RNA binding.